Messenger RNA from Salarias fasciatus (jewelled blenny), 4451 nucleotides. RefSeq names its product lactosylceramide 1,3-N-acetyl-beta-D-glucosaminyltransferase A-like. Lineage: Eukaryota; Metazoa; Chordata; Actinopteri; Blenniiformes; Blenniidae. The transcript is spliced from 3 exons. Gene Ontology annotation, biological process: protein O-linked glycosylation. Gene Ontology annotation, molecular function: N-acetyllactosaminide beta-1,3-N-acetylglucosaminyltransferase activity. Bases 763 to 1926 code for a protein of 387 amino acids. Gene Ontology annotation, cellular component: Golgi membrane. The record is from RefSeq and is a predicted model, not a curated record.
CCACCGUCAGGGCGAUCAGACCAGACAUCCUGCGCUGUCGGCAGCCCGGCCAUUCAAAGGGAAGCUACAAGUGGAGAGAGGAGGACAGACGAGCGGACUCACACUGAACGGAGGGACAACAGCCACAGAGAGACAGACAGGAGCAUUCCGACAGAGCAAAGAGUCACAGGAAGACAAAUACACAGUCUGCUGUCCUGAAAAAGCUUCAAACACAGUCUUGCAGGUUCGCUGGAGAACCGGUGACGCCCUUCCUGCGGUACCUUCCUCAUCUCUACGUUGGACCAGGAGUGUGUGUGUGUGUGUGUGUGUGUGUGUGUGUGUGUGUGUGUGCGCGCGGAGGAGCUUCGUCUGGACAGCAGGACGCAGGUGUCACGUUGUCCAUUACAGUGAACAACCUCAAACAAAGGCGCUGAGAGGCCUGAAGGAGCAGGGAACUCCCAGAGAAGUGGAGUAAGGAGCCUGUCGCCCCGGGCGGAGGAGAAUCUUGACCCGAUCACGAUGAGCUAGACGAGUUUCAGCUUCACGCAGCGGAGCGAUCGGUCCCGAGCACCGGACUGACUGUUUGAGUCAGCCGACCCGAUAUGAUAGAGUGAAUCCAGGCGGAAGGAGAGUGUUUGAGAGAGGUGACAGAUGGAGGACAAGACGAUAAAGAAGAUGACUGGACAGCUGGACGGCUCACCCUGACGCUGGCCCGAGAGAGAGAGGACGUCCAGGUCCAUGCUGCCUGUCCGGAGACGACAGAGACAUUAGGCAGGAGUCGAGAUGUUCAUAAAUAUCCGUCGCAUCCAUAAGUACCAGUGCGCCCAGCUGCUGACCACGGGCCUCCUGCUGAGCGUGGUGAUGGUGUGCUGGGAGCCGCUGGACCACCACGUGGUCAGCCACUUGGUCUCCUACUCCUACCGCUACCUGGUCAACAGCUACGAUUUCCUCGGCUCCGGCGGCCGCCGCCCCGGCCCGACAGGCGGCGAGGCGGCCGGCUACCCGUACCUCAUCAACCACCCCUGGAAGUGCGUGUCCGAAGACGGGAAGGGCUGGGAGGACGUCCUCCUGCUCCUCUUCGUGAAGUCGUCCCCGGAGAACUUCGAGCGGCGCCAGGCCAUCCGGGACACGUGGGGGGACGAGGGCUUCGUCUCCGCCCAGCUGGGCGUCAACGUGAGGCUGGCCUUCGCCGUGGGCGUCCACCCGGACGCCCGCCGCAGGUCGAGGGUGCAGAGAGCGCUGCUGCGGGAGGACCAGGUCCACAAAGACCUGAUCCAGCAGAACUUCGUGGACACCUUCCACAACCUGACCACCAAGCUGCUGCUGCAGUUCCACUGGAGCCAGAUGUACUGCCCCCGCGCCCGCUUCCUCAUGUCCGCCGACGACGACGUCUUCGUGCACACGCCCAACCUGGUGCAGUACCUGCUGCGGCUCUCCAGCACCCAGGCCGGGGCCAGGAACCUGUGGGUGGGGCACGUGCACAAGGGCGCCCCCCCGGUUCGCCGUAGGACCAACAAAUACCACGUCCCGUAUGACCUGUACCCCUGGCCGUCGUACCCGGACUACACCGCCGGCGCCGGGUACGUGGUGUCGGCGGACGUGGCGGCGAAGAUCUACCGGGCCACGCUGCUGCUGGACCCCUCCAUGUACAUCGACGACGUCUUCAUGGGCAUGUGCGCCCAGGCCAUGGGGGUCUCGCCCCGGGAGCACGCCUACUUCUCGGGCCAGGGCAAGGCCCCCUACCACCCCUGCAUCUACGAUCACAUGAUCACCUCGCACGGCCACGCGGACGACGUGCGCUCGCUCUGGCGGAAAGUGACGGACCGCUCGGCGCACGGCAGCCCCAGGGGGCUUCUGGGUAAUCUGUACUGCUUAGCCGUGAGGGCGAUGCUGCUGUGUCUGCCAAAUCACCAGAAGACGUACUCCUGUCGAGCCGCCUUCACAUGAAGACUCUGUCCACUGCGUCAUUCAUUCAUUCAUUCAUUCAUUCAUUCAUUCGGCCAUCUGCUGGACCUGCAGGCAUUUCAUUCUGAAGGACUGAGCUGACCCGACGUGAACGGUAGCUGAGACAGUCCUCCAGUCAGAGGGUGGGCUACGAAGAAACUGCCCCACCCAGCCGCCCAGUGUGAGCGCGUUGCUGUGAGAGGUAAACAAACACACUGGGCUGCUGCUCAGCGGGCGCCGGCGUCGGCUUUCACGCCGCUCACCCCGCCCUGUCAGGUUGAGAGUUUUUUGUUUUGUUUUGUUUUUUUCUUGGUGCCUACAGGGCCUCAGCUUCUUGCUCUUGUUCAGCUGUCGCCCAGGAUGUCCUUUACAGACCAUUUUUCAUGUUAGUUUAAUCUACCAAAGCAUUUCAAAGCUCUGGAACACUUCAUGCUGUUUGGAAGAAGUUUUAACCUUCUGCGAUUUGACUUGAAAAUACAUGUGUCAAUGCAAGAGGAAACACCGGUCAGCUCUCUUAUUCUCACAACACUCCGUACUUUAUCUGGACGGACACUGCAGAGGACUCAAACACCAAGAAGCAGUUCUGGAUACUUUCAUAAGCAGGCUGAAUGUGCCUGAAACUGUCACAUGGUGAAACCGCUGACAGAGAAGCACUGGGUCUUCUUUUGUUAGUGGUCUGCUGUGAAUGGAUUCCUGCAUACAGGAAGAACCUUUCUUUUCAGAAAUCUAAGUCAAAUUGUUCCCGAGGCUGAAAGGAUGUUGUAGCCUGAAUGUUCUGCAGUUUAGUUUCUUGCAGCAGCACUGUGGCUGGAUUUGCUCCAGCUGAAAACGACGACUCCUAAAGGGGCGUUCGCACUCGAUCCGGUUUAAACGAAUGCUGCUACCUGCAGCCAGCUCGAGGGAGGGUGAACGCUGCCGCCUGUGCCAAACAACCGCGCUGAAUCCAACCGAAAAGUAGGCCUUGGUACACAGAUUCUGGCUAUUGCUUCAUGACUGAGUGCAGCACAAAAAACCUCCCCCAAAAAACAGAAAGACACUGUUUACAAGACAAUGUUUCACAUGAAAACGUUUCACUUUUUACAAUUUAGCUUCAGAAAAGCUUCGUGUUUACAAGACGACGAUGUCAGAAAUAUUAAGAAUGACGUAGUCAGCAUGCUACGGCCACGAGAUGGCGCUGUUGGUUGUCUGUAAUGAAACAACACACACAGGCUGACAGAGAACAACUAAUAAUAACAACACGUGUGGAUGGAUGGAAGGCAGCCUGAGAAAAACUAGCCUGCUGGGUAAAAACUGAAGCUUCAAAGGUCUUGAAAACACAGAGGAAUCACGCCACUCCCGCUCCACUGCACCCAUUCCCACGCUCCGCCCGGCCGCCCGCCGAACGGCAGGAGUCUGCCGCCACGCCUGCAGCCGCCGAGCCUGGCAGCGCACCGAAUCGACCUGAGCGGCGGGACGGCGUCUCUGCUCACCUGCGUCUGUUGGAGAGACUCUCCUCCGUCUCGUUGGUCACAACGAUGUGGGUGGAGCCUCCCUGGCUCUCCUCGUGCAUCACCUCGAUCUGCAACACACAAACACACACUCGUCCAGCGCACAACUUUUAAUCAUUACAUAGAGUAAACACCAGGAGGGCAAACACCGGCCGAUGAAGCUCAUGUCGGUGUGACUGAACCGGGGCACGAGUGCUGACAAAUAUUAGUUUAAACUCUUCAGCCUGGACUGAAAUAUGCUCUUUUCAUUGUGCUCAUCAUGUAGAGGGAAGCUGAGGCCAGCCGUCUGACUGUGAUGUGUGGUUUGCGGAACACCGAGCUGCAGAAAAGACUACUGGUCGUGACCUUUCAGGUCAGCUUCGGAGGUCAUCAGUGUGGGGUCACCAGUGAAACCUGUUGACAGGGUUACUUCAGUAUUCAGCCUCUCACUGCGGGCCGAAGCCAUGCAAACCCAAACUCCACCGACAAAUCUUUAAAUACAUAACAAAAUAAAUAAUCAAAAACUAGGCACAACUAUAAAACAUCAUAAAAAAGCUGCAUAUAUUUUACAUAAUAAGGCCUUUCUGGUCACCUGUGUUUGUAUCAGAUCAACAAAUCAUUAGUAAGAACAAUACAAUAAAGUACAAAGAGGGAAUGAAUACACACUUCAGUGGUGUAUUGUACAAGAUACUGCACGUCUGUUUUUUUGACUUCACUGUUUGUCUUUGUCUCUGGGUGAUUCUGAUGAUCAGAAUAUUCUUAAUCUGGUGGUACAGGUCUACAUAUGUCUCCACACCGAGAGAUGGGAUUCUACUGUGUGUCUCAUAUGUGCAGUAGAAUUGACAAUAAAGCUACCCUUGACUUUGACUUUAUUUUGACUUUGAUAUUAUUACAUUUUUUAAAGAAGCUUUUUUUGUACGUUAAUGAUCUGCUCAUAAUUUCAUCUGAAUUUAUCUAAAAAAUGUAUUCUCAUUAUGGCUUUGUAGUUAAUAAAAGUCCUAAAUCCAGAUACUAGAAAUGUUUUUACAAAAACUGAUGCUAUUAUACGAAUAAAACUUGAUG